Molecule: messenger RNA, 542 nt
Organism: Camelina sativa (false flax)
Lineage: Eukaryota; Viridiplantae; Streptophyta; Magnoliopsida; Brassicales; Brassicaceae
Source: RefSeq, a predicted model, not a curated record
CCAUCCAAUUCAAGGGAGUCUCUGGCUUGUCCUCCUCCUCCUCCUCCUGGUCACCUUGAGUCCACUAUGUGGGUAGCGCCGGGAGAUUUAAACGGUCUCAAGGGACAAAUCGUGAAGCUGCUUGAGCUUUCAGGUGGGUGUAUUCCUCUCAUGCGUAUUCCUUCUGAAUACCAAAGGAACUUCAGCAAACCUUUGUUUGUAUCGGACUAUGGUGUGUCUAAGCUUGUGGAUCUGUUCAAAAAGAUGGGGGAUGUGAUUGCAGUGGAUGGUAAAGGCAACAAGAGAUUUGUUUAUCUGCUCAGCGCCAAGCCGAGCGUCAUCUCUCCCUCUUCCCCUGUGGUUCUGCUGAGAAGAGAGAAGAAAGGGAAAGAGCCAAACGAGGAGACUACUUAUGGAAGAGUCUCCUCUGAUGAAUUGUCAGACACGGGCUCGGUUGAGAGCGAGAGGAAUCUGGAAGAGUUCAAACUCGAGCUACAGGACAUUUUGGUGAGCUAUUGUUGUCGGGUACAGAUGGAUUGUUUUGAGGCGAUAUACAAGCUAAG